GCUACUCAAGUCGGAGAAGAUUUGUUUCCAUUGCACUCAAGUAGAAAUAAUAUGGCAGAAAAUAAAGACGCCACCGCAGUUACAAGAGAGGCCUCUAUGGAGCAAUGGCAGACUGGCCUUAAUCUUCUGGCAAAAGUAAAGGAAGUGAAACUGAUUAUGGAAGACGAGUUUCCGAAAUGGAUUUAUACUGUGCGAGACCUCGGAAAUAGGGUUCUGUUCAGUGUUUACAAUGCAGUGCAUGACUGUUGUCGGUGCUGUUGUAACUGCGUCUAUGGGCCUGGAAGUGCACCUUUCACGGCAUACAUGAAGCAAAGCAAUAAUGUCGAUGGUGUUGUCCUGAUGAGCUUCGAACGCCCUCUGCGUCUUCAGAGCGGCCUUAAAGGACUUUUCUGCGGUUGCCUGGGACAGGAGUUGAAGAUCGAAGCCCCUCCUGGAAGAAGAAUUGCCUCUAUUUUAGAGGAUUAUAACACCUGGGGUACCUCUCUCACUAUCUAUGACGCCAAGGGAAAGCCCGCCUUAAAGGUUAUUGGCCCCACACUGCCACCGUAUUUCAUGUGCGCGGAGCGUCCCACUGUCUUCAAGGUGUACACAAUGACAGGUACUCUAGUGGGGCAGAUUAUAUUUGAAGAACAAUAUGGGGAAAUUGGAAGCCGUCUCAGCGUCUCAUUUCCCGCCAACCUGGACGUCCUCAUCAAAGGAUCUGUCAUCGGUUGCGCACUUUUAGUUGCAUUCAUGUUUCACGAGGAGGGUUUUACGUAUUACAUGUUACAGCUGCUGUAUGCUUUUCGCAAUUCCUUUCGCAAUGGAAGGUCAUGAAAGGAAGUCAAGGAGGUCAAGGUCAUGGAUGUCAUCAUCGUGGGAAUUGGCCACCACUGUAUAGGGUUACAGCCUGUAUGGUAUUGAGAGACAAACAUGGACGAAGUUUCUAUUCAACUUGUGCAGAGCGAGUGAUAAAAGUAUCUGUCAAUCCAGUGUGUAACAAUACCUGUGUUCAUCCAUUCUAGGGCUGUAUUCUGUGCA
Molecule: messenger RNA, 1020 nt
Organism: Ornithodoros turicata
Lineage: Eukaryota; Metazoa; Arthropoda; Arachnida; Ixodida; Argasidae
Product: phospholipid scramblase 1-like
Exons: 7
Coding region: 52-816 (254 amino acids)
Biological process (GO): plasma membrane phospholipid scrambling
Cellular component (GO): plasma membrane
Molecular function (GO): phospholipid scramblase activity
Source: RefSeq, a predicted model, not a curated record